Messenger RNA from Zootoca vivipara (common lizard), 2032 nucleotides. It is a transcript of the gene TAT, whose product is annotated as tyrosine aminotransferase. Gene Ontology annotation, biological process: L-phenylalanine catabolic process; L-tyrosine catabolic process; biosynthetic process. The record is from RefSeq and is a predicted model, not a curated record. Gene Ontology annotation, molecular function: L-tyrosine:2-oxoglutarate transaminase activity; pyridoxal phosphate binding. NCBI's taxonomy places the organism in Eukaryota, Metazoa, Chordata, Lepidosauria, Squamata, Lacertidae.
AGGGAAGGCUCCGAUCUCCCCAUUCAGCAGCUCCAGAGCAGGCAGAGCGGCCUGCCAGGUGCAUCAGAGGUGCCUCAUUCGCCCACCUUUGCCACCACACAAAGCUGCAGCUGCUGCCACAUAGAGAUGGAAUCCUACCUGAUCCAUGUGAAUGGCAAGACGUCCCUGCCCUCCAUCCUUGAUGUCCACGUCAGCCUCAACGGUGGGAAGGGCCCUUCUCUGGGCAAAGGGAAAAAACGCAAGGCCCACUGGGCCGUCAGGGCCUCCGAAAUGUCCAAGAGGACCUUCAACCCCAUCCGAGCCAUUGUGGACAGCAUGAAGGUGGAGCCCAACCACCAGAAGCCCCUGAUCUCUCUGUCCAUAGGGGACCCAACCGUGUUUGGGAACCUCCCAACAGAUGAUGGAGUCAUCCAAGCCAUGAAGGAGGCCCUGGAUUCUGGGCAGUAUAAUGGCUAUGCCCCCUCAGUAGGUUACUUGUCUUGCCGGGAGGUGGUCGCAGGCUACUACAACUGCCCAGAAGCCCCCUUGGAAGCCCAGGACGUGAUCCUGACAAGCGGCUGCAGUCAGGCCAUUGAGCUGGCCCUGGCUGUGUUGGCCAACCCCGGGCAGAACAUCCUGGUGCCACGGCCUGGCUUCUCCCUCUACAAAACCCUGGCUCAGUCCCUGGGCAUCGAGGUCAAAUUCUAUAACCUCUUGCCAGAGAAGUCGUGGGAAAUUGACCUGAAGCAAAUGGAGUCGCUGGUGGAUGACAAGACGGCUUGCCUGAUUGUGAACAACCCAUCUAACCCCUGUGGCUCCGUUUUCAGCAAAAGCCACCUCCAGAAGAUCCUGGCAGUUGCUUCCAGGCAGUGUAUCCCUAUCUUGGCCGACGAGAUCUACGCUGACAUGGUGUUUGAAGACUGCAAAUACGAGUCCCUUGCAAAGCUCAGCACCAACGUGCCUAUCCUCUCAUGUGGAGGCCUCGCCAAGCGGUGGCUGGUGCCUGGCUGGAGAAUGGGCUGGAUUCUCAUACAUGAUCGCAGGGAGAUCUUUGGGAAGGAGAUCAGAGACGGCCUCCUGCGGCUGAGCCAGAGGAUCCUGGGCCCCUGCACAGUUGUCCAGGGAGCUCUCAGCCGCAUCCUUCGCCAGACGUCCCCGGAAUUCUACCACAACACCCUCAGCUUUCUCAAGUCCAAUGCUGACCUCUGCUAUGCUGCCCUUUCCACUGUCUGCGGCUUGCAGCCUGUCCGGCCGUCGGGAGCCAUGUACCUCAUGGUGGGCAUUCAGAUGGAACACUUUCCAGAGUUUGAGAAUGAUGUGGAGUUCACGGAGAGGCUCAUUGCUGAGCAGUCCGUCUUCUGUCUGCCGGCCACGUGCUUUGAGUACCCCAACUUCUUCCGUGUGGUGAUCACAGUGCCCGAGGAAAUGAUGGUGGAGGCCUGUCGGCGCAUCCAGCAAUUCUGCGAAAGGCACUACGAAGGCGGCGAAGGAUCCCAGGACCUGGAAUGUGACAAGUAGCUGAGGGUCCCUGCCUGCCCGCCUGCCCUCCUGCCUGCCUGCCUCCACUCCUCCUGCAGUGAGUUGGGCUCACAGGGCCUGUGCCUCGCCAGCCCGUCCCCUGGCUCAACACCACUUCUGUGUGCCACAGCCUCUGAAGCCCUCAUACAACCAUGACACUUGCCUGGAAGUAGAUCCCCACAGAGACACUCCUCCCCUGCAGGCCCCCUCCUGCCUGUGCCCAGCGCAGCCAAAGAACUCCAGCAGGCGCUGCUGGGCACUGGGUGCUCCUGGCAGCCUCUGCAGUGGUGUGGUGUUGCUGGAGCCUCCCAGGUGCCCUUGAGAAAGACCUGCAAGCACCCCAACCUGUCCUUCUGCAGAGACCGUGCUGAGUCCUGGGCUGGCACAGGCCACCGUGGGCACCCGUCUCCCCCUUUCCCCCACCUAUGUCCUCCUGUACCUGUUUGAUGUUUAUAAGUUAUUAUACCUUUUGUAUGAAUAAAUGCAUGAAAAAUAUCCGGCUUUCUUUCCUCUGUGUGUCAAACUCUCGUUCAGC